This is a messenger RNA of Gadus macrocephalus (Pacific cod), 8403 nucleotides long. It is a transcript of the gene sash1a, whose product is annotated as SAM and SH3 domain containing 1a. NCBI's taxonomy places the organism in Eukaryota, Metazoa, Chordata, Actinopteri, Gadiformes, Gadidae. The transcript is spliced from 20 exons. The coding region runs from base 988 to 5811 and encodes 1607 amino acids. The record is from RefSeq and is a predicted model, not a curated record. Gene Ontology annotation, molecular function: protein binding.
GACAGAGAGAGCGAGAGAGAGAAAUCACACCAUACGAGAGGGGAAUGUGGAACAAAUCACCAAUACUGGUGGCCCUGUGGAAGUGAGACGGAUUUGGCGGACCGUUCUCUCGUCACCAUUUCGCUUUCGUCUUUUUGAAACCCACUUUGGUUAAAGUGGUGUAUGGCGGUGGCCGUGCGCCCCGGGGCUCAGUGACAAGUUGUAAAAAAAGAAAGAAGAGGAAUUCCAUCACUAUUUUUAAAACAGUGCACUUGAAUUUGGGGGCGUGGAUGUUGGAGGAGCUGCUGCUGUGGACUGGAAGCGCUGAACGUGUGGUUGGCCAGGGCUGUGGGGGUCUGAUGUGCCGGCGUGGAGAACCAGUCUGAAGGCAAAGAGCCGGCUGGACGUGAACCUGCGAUCGUUUUUGAUUUACGAUCAUGUUUUUUGUCUUCCAUUGAGCGCGGUGCAGGUUACGAUUACAGAUUUGGAUACACAACGGCAUGGAUGUAAACUAUGCACACGACUCGACGUUUUCCGUGCGUAAAAGGGAAAAUGUAGGCUAGUUUAAGUGGAAAGGCAACACCAGGUAGGAUGGUCAUAUGCAAGGCAAUCUUUAAAAUGUUGACUUGUCAAUGUUUGUUGCUUUAACUGGCAUGGCGUUGAAAGACAACGUGGACACGUAACCCUGAUGUCCGAGUGACAUCUGGAUUCUAAAGCCGCCCUGUGUGACACUAGAUCCGAAUCCUUGGUGAUCCUGACAGGUGUCACACUCCACACGGACCGUGGAACUGAUUGUUCACACACGUUUCGUUGGACAACGGUAACUAGCGGUGUUUCAUGAUGGGUAAUCCGAAUUAAUCCAUUGCCCAGACGGGACAUUCACCCAAAUAUUUGGAAGUGCUCACGAUCGGUGAACAAACCAAACACCUUUUAUAAUGCGUUUGAAAGACCGAAUUGGGAAAGUGAUCUGAUCCCUAAAAACCUCCGCGUGUACCGAGAAGAUCCAACAUGACCCACAGCGGACCCGUCAUCGUCUACGAGUGGUUGAAGACCCUCCAGCUUGCCCAGUACGUGGAGUCUUUUGUUGACAAUGGCUACGACGACCUGGAAGUUUGCAAACAGAUCGGGGACCCCGACCUCGACGCCAUCGGCGUGUACAUCCCGCACCACCGGCAGAGGAUUCACGACGCAGUCAAACGACUGAAGGAUGAAGAUAAAGAGACUGCCAGUGGACUGUACUUCACGUUGGAGCCCAUGGCUCCCGCCUCCGAGGUGUACACCGGCCACCUCGUGGACCAAUAUGACUCUAAACUACGGAGCUCAAAGUCCUGGACCGAGCCCAACAGUGACCGCGUCGGGCGCAACGGCGGCUACGUGGGCGCGCAGAGGAACCUGACGCUUGGCAAUAGGAGGGAACUGGUGAUGUUCCCAAAGCUGAAGUUGAAAAUCAUGAUCCGGGAUAAACUUAUACGAGAUGGCGUCAACCUCGCCAGGCCACCCUACUCAAAUAAGGAUGGUUCGCUGGGCAACAUAGAUGACCUGGCCCAGGAGUACUCUGAGUACUACAACACCUGCUUCAGUGACGUCAGCGAUCGCAUGGAGGAGCUACGCAAGCGACGUGUCUCCCAGGAUCUCGACAUGGAGAAACUGGACACCAGCAUCACAUCCCUACAGCUUCGCUCUGAGAUACAGGAAUCCUUGGGCCUCAGCAGCGAGGUGUCGACGCCAGAAACUGACAGAAAAAUGCCUCUGCACAAGUCCAGCUCCGAAGACGGCUCGGGGGGAAAGUGGGACAACAAGAAGAAGAACAAAUCCUUCUGGCAGAACUUCCGCAAGGCUCAGCAUAAACCUGUCGCGCGGCAGGCCGCCAAAGGCGAGGACAUCGGCUACGUGGCCAGUGAGAUCACCAUGAGUGACGAGGAGCGCAUCCAGCUGAUGAUGAUGGUGAAGGAGAAGAUGAUCACCGUGGAGGAGGCUCUGGCCCGGCUGAAGGAGUAUGAGAGCAGCAGACAGGGCAGCAGUACUGACACUGCAGAGUGGACUGACGGAUCCUCAGCCAUUCUCAACCAGUCGUCAAACUGCAACUCUCGUGAGCAGUCGGACGACGAGCAGUCGGAGGACUCUGUGAAGUUCAAGCGGCUCCACAAGCUGGUCAACUCCACGCGCCGCGUCCGCAAGAAGCUCAUCAAGGUGGACGAGGCCAAGAGGCGCGACUCUGAAGAUUCUCUGAGUCUGGAGGCUUCGCCGACGUGCGUGGACAACGCCGCUCUGUACACAGGGGUCCUGAAGAAGCCCCCGCUGCCCCAGGACGCCUCCCUGGCCCAGGACCAGCUGUCCCUGGACGGGGACACGGACAGCCUGACCACCUCGCCGUCCUCCAGCAGCCUGGACACCUGGUCGGGACACAAGCUGGUCAAGACCUUCAGCAAGUCCUCGAGCGCCCACGGCCUCAUCCGGCCCGCCAAGCGCGGCCCCGCGGCGGCGGCGGCGGCCCCCGUGCCGGGCCCCGGGGGCUCCAUCGCGGCGGUGGUGGGCAGCGGCUCCUCGGUCUCGGAGCUGGACGGCUGCGGCCUGGACGAGGAGGGCAAGCUGCUGGCCCGCUCCUCCACCGACGGGGAGAUGCGGAAGGCGCUGAGCUCCAUCUCCCACGGGGUAAGUAACCACGGCCACGCCAACGAGAGCCUCUACGCCUUCUACGGCCUCACCAAGCCCCGCCCCAAGCCCCACAACCAGUCCCGCCUCCUGCUCUCGCUGGACGCCGACGGCCACCUGGGCAGCCCCGCCAAGCACCUCACGGUGGGCCGCCACCACCACCACCACCACCACCACCACGGCGGCAGCUGGACCCACCGCAAGCCCGACCCCAACUACGCCUACUCCACCAAGCACCUGCUGUACCAGCGCUCGCGCCACGCCAAGCCGCCCGCCUCGCCGCUCACGGCCACGCCUGCCUCCCCGGCCUACUGCGGCGGGGCCAAGGCCAAGGGCCCCGGGGGCGGAGGCGGGGGCGGCGGCGGGGGGUGCGGGACCUGGGGCUUCCCCUCCCGCCGGCUGCGCGGCCGCACGGCGGUGAGCGAGCUGAACAUCACGUACGUGGUGGAGCGCAGCCUGUACGGCCACCUCAACUGGGCGCAGCUGGUGCGCCCCGUGACGCUCAGCCGCACCGAGCGCCGCUGCCUGCUGGAGGAAGACCGUGAGGCAGACAGGAAGUGGGCGGCCAGUGUAGACCGCUGCACCAAGCGCGUGCUCUUGCGCAUCCAGCAGAAGUCUAGGACCUGUAGUUUCGGGGGAUUCGACCUGUCCAACCGAUCGCUCCAUGUGGUCAGUGCGGCCUCUGAGGCCAAUAGUAAGGAACAGGAGGCCAUCUACCGGGAGGUGGUCAAGUCCCCCACCACAUCCCGCAUCUCUCUGGGCAGGAAGGUCAAGUCGGUGAAGGAGACCAUGAGGAAGCGCAUGUCCAAAAAGUACAGCAACUCCCUCUCUGAGCAGUCCAGUCCGGACGCGGCCCCCGGCUCCCCCCAGUCCUCCCAGCCGGACACCGACUCCCUGGAGAAGCCCAAGCUGAAGGCGGGGGGCUCGGUGGAGAGCCUCCGCAGCUCCCUCAGCGGCCAGAGCUCCAUGAGUGGUCAGACGGUCAGCACCACCGACUCGUCCGCCAGCAACCGGGAGAGUGUCAAGUCGGAGGACGGGGACGACGAGGAGCCCCCCUACAAAGGCCCCUUCUGCGGGCGCGCCCGCGUGCACACAGACUUCAUCCCCAGCCCCUACGACUCGGACUCCCUCAAACUCAAGCGCGGGGACGUGAUCGACGUCAUCAGCAAGCCGCCCAUGGGCACCUGGAUGGGCCUGCUGAACAACAAGGUGGGCACCUUCAAGUUCAUCUACGUGGACGUGCUGAGCGACGAGGAGGAGAAGAAACCCAAGAGGCCCGUGAGGAGGAGGAGGAAGGGCCGGCCGCCCAAGCCCACCUCCGUGGAGGAGCUGCUGGACCGCAUCAACCUCAAGGAGCACAUGCCCACCUUCCUGUUCAACGGCUACGAGGACCUGGACACCUUCAAGCUGCUGGAGGAGGAGGACCUGGACGAGCUCAACAUCCUGGACCCCCAGCACCGUGCAGUGCUGCUCACCGCCGUGGAGCUGCUGCAGGAGUACGACAGCAGCAGUGACCCUGAGCGCAGCGGCCUGUCCGGCUCCCAGGAGAAGCUGCUGUCAGAGGGCCUGGUCGGGGACUCCCCGCGCGACUCCGGCUGCUACGAGAGCAAUGAGAAUCUGGAGAAUGGCAAGAACAGGAAGGCCUCGUCCCGCUCCAGCCGCUCCUCCGCUGGCCUCCAGUCCCCGGACUACCCCACCCUGCCCAUGACCGUCUCCAACGAGACCCUGCAGCAGGGCGGCAAGGGCCCGCAGCACGGCUCCCAGCUCCCCCGGGGCCCCUUCCCCAAGCCCAGCCUGAAGGGCCUCACCCUGCUGGGGAACCUCCGCCAGGCCCAGCGCAAGUCUCCCCUCCUGGCCAGCCGCAGCUGUGAAGACCUGGAGGGGCCCUCGCAGCCCGCCACCACCGGCCCCUGGAAGCGCUCCCACUCCCUGGGGGACCUCCGCUGGGAGCCGGAGGCGGAGCGGCCGCAGAAGGCCCCCGUCGGGGGGGUGAAGUCGCCCGGCGCCGGGCCCCAGCCCCGCGGCGGUAGCCCCGUCAAGGCGCUCAAAGACAGGUGUUCCCCCGCUCGGCUGGCCACGCCCCCGCCCGUCAGCCCCAAGCGCUGGACGGAGCGCCCGCCCCUCCCCUCCCAGCUCCCCCUGCGCCCCCACUGCCCCGCCGCCGUCUCCCCGGCCUACUCGCCUCCGGAGCUCCUGUCGGCCCCCGCCCCCGGAUCCCCCAGCAGCCCCGGCGCCCCCGCCCAGGAGAGGCUCCCGGUGCCCCGCGCCCACUCCAAGAAGCCCCCCGUGCCCCCGCCCGUCCCGGCCAAGAAGUCCCGGGAGCGGAUGGCCAACGGGCUCCGUCACGCGCCCCUCUCCCCGCCCUCCUCUCCCUCCCCCACCCCCUCCCCCACCCACUCCCUCACCCGCUCCCACCCGGCCUCCCCCCUCACCCACAGCCGAGGCAGCAGCGUCAACAGCGUGAGCAGCAACAGCCCCGGUCGCCACGGCGCCCCGGCUCUCCCCGCCAGGACCCCCGGCACGCCCCCCGCCACCCCCCGCCCCACCUCCCCGGCGCUCUCCCCCUCCACCGGCAGCGAGGAGGCGGGCAGCCCCCCCGUGGUGCGGCCCCCCUGGAUGUCGGACCUGGGCUGCAAGGUGGCGGUCUCCAGGAAGGCGUCCCACAGCAAGAUGAGCCCCGACCCGCUCAGCCUGCUGGAGCCACGGCUGGAGGCGGAGGGCAUCGACCUCACCGAGGAGCCCUACUCCGACAAGCACGGCCGCUGUGGGAUCCCCCCGGCGCUGGUCCAGCGCUACUCUGAGGACCUGGAGCUGCCCCUCAAGGAGGUGGCCUCCACCAUGGACCGGCUCCGUGUCAGGGAGCUCCGCAAGCAGCACCGCAUGGCCAUCCCAUCCGGAGGUCUGACGGAGCUCUGCCGCAAGCCCCUGUCCCCGAGCGCCGUCGGCGGCAGCGUCUCCGAUUGGCUGGUGUCCAUCGGCAUGCCCAUGUACGGCGCGGCGCUGGCGGCGGCGGGCUGCGAGGCGCCCGGCCGCAUGGCCUCGCUGACGGAGGGCGAGCUGCGGGCCGCCGGCGUGCGGGACGAGAGACACGCCCGGCGCCUGGCCCGUGAGGCCAGGGCGCUCGCCGUGCGCCGCAGCAGCAUCAGCAACGACGACAACGCCGCUUCCAGCCAGUCGUAACCGCUUUGGAGGAAUCGCCAUCUGUGAUUGGACGAAGGUUUUGAAGGCCGAUGUUUUUGUUGUUGUCAUUGUUUUUGUUGUUGUUGUUGUUGUUGACGCGAGAGCCAAAGGACCAAGAGGUGCUGUUGAGUGUUGAACUAUUUGGGGGAAGGAAAGGACGACAAAUGGCGCCAAAUGACCAUAGGACGGUCAGAGAAAUGCUUUGUACAGCGAUCGGGGCCUGUGAUUGGACAGUAGAUCAGCUGACAUCACUCUGUAGGACUCUCCUCCUGUAACCCUGUGUUCUUGGCAUCUGAGUUCCCCGCCGCAAGCAGAGCUCCUCUUGUUCAGAGCUUGCGUCCCUUCUAAAGGAGUUUGGGUGUCAGUAUAUUCUCAAUGACCGGACGCCUGCUUAAUGGACAGUUCAGAAACAACCCUGGACCCCAGACAGCGAAGGCCUUCACAACCAGACUCUGGGCCCCCAAGGAAUGGAUGGAGGUGUUUGAUGAAGCAUUCCCUAAAGGUCUCACACACAGAACGUGAGACUGCCUGUCAGCAAGAAAGCACAUUUUAUAGGUUGGGGUGUUUUCAUAAAGAAAGACUGUUAAUCACUGUUAAAUAAUUGCAUAUUUUUUCAUGUUCCAUUUUUUUUGAGCUGAGGGUCUUAAAUGCAGAAUGUGUCAGAACGGCCAAAGUGAUUUCAGUCCGAUUUCAUACAUUGACAAAUGUUCGAGUUACAGUAUGAAUGUUUGGCCUUUUUAGCUCAGCUCAGUUUAUGAAAACAAGCAAUUUGUAAACUGGCUGUUCAGAGAUUCAAAAAAAGAUUGUUCUUUUGCUUCUGUAAUAUAUCUUCCAGUAUAAUCUAAUUUCAAUUUUUUUUUGUACUUUGCUUUCGGUGUGCUUCUUCUUCCGAUGCUUCCUGCCUUAUUGUGAGGCAGCGUCAGUAACCACGGCUAUCUCAUCACUGACCACAGCUAAAGGGGGGGCCCCUCUCCACACCAGAGCGACGCUGGAACACAGCGCUCUGGUGAUCUCCACGGGCCUUCAGCUUCUUUCUUCUUCUAUUCAAAUCCAGGAUAUUAAAUAUUGUGUUCUAACACUAAGUCGCCUGACCGUUACAUUACAAAAGAAAACAACAUUUGUAGCCCAGUUCAGAUCAAACGUUUGCAACGGGAGAUUGGCAUCACAGCAAAUUUCCGUCACAACCCUCCCCCCACCCCCAAGAGUCGGGGGGGAGGGUCAUAGGGAUGUCCACAAUUAAUAUAUAUUGCAUAAGUGACCACAACAAUUAUUCCACUUCAAAACAUCCAGAGAAGAACUGACUCAACAAAUGUCGGUCCUGUGCGUACAGUACAGAGGACAUAGUCUACCGUGUACAGUACAGACAGUCUACCGUGUACAGCCCACAUUCUACCGUGUACAGUACAGACUGUCUGCUCAAGGAUUUGUGCACGCACACACACAAACACUGUUUUUGACCAUGGAUAAUGGUAAGAAAUGAUUGGAACCUUGUGGAAAAGCCUGCCAACAUUUCUAAACACUUGCCUAAAAAAGAAAGAAUACUUUUGGUUACUUUUUGGACAUUCCUUUCAAAUAAUCUUUGCAUCGACGUAUCGAAGUAUAGAAAUACAAAACAUCCUGACGAUUCUUACCUUAGUGAGUCCUUAUGUUUAACACAGCCAGGUCGUCUUAAGUCUUAUUAUUUUUCAUAAUCUCAAUCUAUCUCAUGACACAUGAGACAAAUGUAUUUAUACAAGUUGUCUCUGUUGACGUUUCGUAAAAUUCUAACAUAAGUUUGUACUAUCUUUAAAUAAUCUUUGUUGCAGUGUUUUUGAAGGUGGGGAAAACCCUCCAUGAAUCUUACUGAACUUGAAGAGGGUAUUCUUUGGUGGACACACACAGAUGUUUGAUGCCUUUUGUCCCUCCUCAAUCAAAGUGGUGCUCGGGGGUAGCUAGAAUGACAGUAACUUCAACUAAAAGCCCAACCUGAAAAAAUGUAUUUUGUAAAGAACAGAGAAAGAAAAAUGUAUAGACACUGUACAUGCACUUUAGAAGGUAAACCUAGCUGAUUUAUUGGCAAAAUUGGCUACAUUUUGGUCAGAUGCCAAUAAAAGAAAUUGUGUCAGGUAUUGUAAAGUGAAAGGUCUUGAGUGGGUGUUUCUGAGUGAUACUUUAGUACUGACUUUUCAAUUCCAAGUCUAUGUACACAUGUUGAUAGUCACUCUCAAAUUAACCCCCUUCAAGAUUUGUUUGCAGUUUUACAAAGAAAAGUUUGAUUACAUAUAUGAAAUGCUUAACACCAUGUUUCACAUUCUGUAUAUGUAAUUGAUAUUUAAAUAACUUAUUUUCUUUUUUGAUGCUUAUCUUCCCCCUAUCAACUGUAAGUAGCUGUACUAUAAAAAAACAUAGCAAUACCUUCCUGCAUAAUGCUUAUUGCUUUCGCCAGUAAAAGCUACAUUAUGUAUUGUAAAAUAUAAGUGUACAAAUUAUUUUAUUUCGUUUCAUCUAUCUAACGAUUGUCCAUAAAAAAUUUGCUUGUGUAUUGAAACAAAAAAAGUUAAUGUCCAUAACUAUUUGUCAUUCUGAAAUAUAAUAAAAACCUUUUCCUUGCCA